Populus trichocarpa (black cottonwood) is the source of this 1500-nucleotide messenger RNA. Its product is annotated as histone acetyltransferase MCC1. The transcript is spliced from 7 exons. The record is from RefSeq and is a predicted model, not a curated record. Gene Ontology annotation, molecular function: protein-N-terminal amino-acid acetyltransferase activity; histone acetyltransferase activity. Gene Ontology annotation, cellular component: Golgi membrane. Lineage: Eukaryota; Viridiplantae; Streptophyta; Magnoliopsida; Malpighiales; Salicaceae. The coding region runs from base 347 to 1108 and encodes 253 amino acids. Gene Ontology annotation, biological process: N-terminal peptidyl-methionine acetylation.
UUUCAUUCAAGAUAAUAAUCAGCCUCCAAAGCUGCCUGCAGAGAAUCAAGCAGUUCGAAAGUUUUAGUCUUUUUUUUUUUACAUGAAUCGAAGAAGAUUGAAGGAAGAACUGGGAUUGUAGUUUAGUUUAGAGAUGGCUAGUUUUUGACACUCUCUGUUUUUCUGUGGGGAUUGUGGGUUUCAAAUUUGGAAAGGAGAACUGAUAACAUGGCUUACUGUCUCUGUCUCUGUCAACCCUGCAACUGAUGCUUGGAGACAUGACUAAUAUGGUAUAAAUGGAAGAAGUCCAGCUGCAUGUUCUCCAAGUUUACCAUAUCUUUGAAGGCGAUUAAAAGCAAAACCAUCAAUGGCAAACCAAAACUUUUCUCAUCAUCCAACCAUAUGCUACAGACCUAUACAACCUUCUGAUUUGGAGGUAUUAGAGCGAAUCCAUGCUGAGAUAUUUCCUAUCAGGUACGAGUCAGAGUUUUUCCAAAGUGUUGUCCAUGAACGUGAUAUUGUUUCUUGGGCUGCAGUCGACCGCAGCCGACCUAAUGGUCACAGUGAUGAACUUAUUGGUUUUGUUACUGCACGGAUUGCAAUGGCAAAAGAAGCUGGGAUAGGAGAUUUGCUCAGAUAUGACCCCUCAAAACCAGAUCAAACAUUAGUUUAUAUCCUGACGCUUGGAGUAGUAGAAACUUACAGAAAUCUUGGUAUAGCAAGGUCUCUUAUUCGUCAGGUUAUUAAAUAUGCUUCAAGUGUUCCAACAUGCCGUGCAGUCUACCUGCAUGUGAUUUCUUACAACAUUCCUGCCAUUCAUCUGUACAAAAAAAUGUCCUUCAAGUGUAUACGAAGGUUGCAAGGUUUUUAUCUAAUCAACGGCCAGCAUUAUGAUUCAUUCUUGUUUGUUUACUAUGUAAAUGGUGGUCGUUCUCCUUGCUCACCAUUAGAGCUUCUUUUAGCUGUGGUGAGUUACGUGACAAGUGGUCUUAAGUCAGUAGCUGCAAGGAUAAGGAAAAAUGAAGAGAAGACAGCAAAAUGGCCCAAAUGUAAAGAUACCCAAUCUCUUAUAUCAAUGCAAACCAAGAGAAACAUCACAACUCAAGGCACUGGUUAUGAAUGUGUGUAAUGUAUGCUCACUUUGUUGUCUGACACACUUGGAUUUGGAAGAAAAGGAGGAAUAAAUUGAUGCAUACGAAAUGUUCUCCCCUUACCUGCACUGUUGGAGUUUCUAUAUAUCAUCUGAUUUCUCCUCUCCUUCUUCAUUAAGGGGUGAUCUGUUUUUGCUUCUUUUAUCACUUGUGCGAAAAGUCAUUAGUCAUUACAUGUGUUCCAUAAAUAUGAUUACUGAUUUUUCCAUUGCAGGAUAUGUGCUGGCAUGUCUAUGAUCAAGACUUGCGUGAAUGCCUGGUUGCUUACUGUUGUAAUCAGAGUUGUAAAUAUAACAUCACCGUAUAAUUUUGAUUGUGUUGUUCGGUUACCUUGCUAGCUUAAUAAAAGGAUGUAAUAAGUCAUUUAGCA